Molecule: messenger RNA, 8035 nt
Organism: Trichogramma pretiosum
Lineage: Eukaryota; Metazoa; Arthropoda; Insecta; Hymenoptera; Trichogrammatidae
Product: lachesin-like
Exons: 11
Coding region: 548-1861 (437 amino acids)
Cellular component (GO): neuron projection
Source: RefSeq, a predicted model, not a curated record
CUUAAGGCAUCAUGCCAUCCUGCAUGGAACUUUUGCCUUUUUUACGAUCGCGAUUGUAGACGCGUGCGGCGUUAUUUCUUUCUUGUACUUUUUCUAACAGCGUAAUCGUUUGCACUCCUGAAUUUCGAGUUUACCAAAAUUGAUUAGAAAAAUAUCGUUCACUUUUGGGUUUUAUAUGAUUACGCGUGCACCAAGUAAACUAUGAAACUUUUUACAUAAAUAGUGAGCUAAGCCAGUGUUGGAAUAGCAAUAAAGUGAGUGACGUUUGUAAAUUCUUAGUUAGUUAUUUAGUGAAUACGUUUUCAAUAAAGUACAUGAGCACAAAAGUGCUAGAACACGUGUAUUAGUGGACGUUUCCGACCAUGUGGCACUAACGGUCAAAGUCAACGUAAAUAUGAGGAUGAUAACUACGUGAAGUACAGACUGCGAAGAUUGAGAUUCCAUUGAUAUUUUUUGCGCUUGGUCACCUUCACGAUUUUUUCAUCUUCACACAUUCUACGUCAGAACGAUAUUAUCGUAUUAACUUUUGUGUCGGUCUAUUGUCGAGAUGAUUGAUCGGAAAGGAAGGAGCCGUUACAUCACAAUCAGUGUCUUACACAUUAUAACUCUAAUGUGCCAAGCUCUAUCCGAUAAACCAAUGUUCGCUGAGCCGAUUCCAAAUGUUACUGUAGCCUUAGGAAGAGAUGUGAAUCUGCCAUGUGUGAUUGAAAAUUUGGGAACUUAUAAGGUUGUGUGGAUACAUGUCGGUAGACAGAUGCUUGUGUCAGUACAUAAGCACGUUGUUACGAAAAUUCCUAGAUUUUCAGUAUCUAAUGACAAUCACAAAACUUGGUUAUUACAUAUUCGAAGCGUUGAAAGAAAUGACCGGGGUUACUACAUGUGUCAAGUAAAUACGGAACCAAUGAUGAGUCAAGUUGGAUUUCUCGAAGUCGUUGUGCCACCCAACAUAUUGGAUUCGAUGUCAACAUCUAGUACAGUAGCCGUACGCGAGCACCAGAACGUUACACUAACCUGUAAGGCCGAAGGAUAUCCAACUCCAAAGCUCAAGUGGAAACGUGAGGAUAAUCAGGGAAUACUUGUCGAUCGUCGGACGAAAGUGAAUACGUACGAAGGAAAGCAACUCAAUUUGACUAAAAUAACAAGGAGUGAAAUGGGAGUAUAUUUAUGCAUAGCCAGUAAUGGAGUGCCACCAACAGUUAGCAAAAGAAUAAUCGUUGAUGUUGAAUUUUUACCAAUGAUUUGGGUGCCUAAUCAGUUAGUUGGUGCACCAGCCGGAACUAAUGUAACCAUCGAUUGUCAUACUGAGGCUCAUCCACGAGCUAUCAGCUAUUGGAUGUUCAAUAAUUCCAUGGUUUUAUCAUCCGACAAAUACUCAGCGGAUAUCAAGGAAAACAGCUAUAGAACUCAAAUGCGUUUGACCAUAAAAAACCUGCAGCCUGGCGACUUUGGAAACUACAGGUGCAUUAGUAAAAAUUCACUCGGUGAAACCGAAGGGUCGAUCAGACUUUACGAAUUUUUGAAACCCUCGGUGCCUCCAAAAGCCACAGAAAUAAAAAGCAGCGCGAACAAAGAAGGUCGCAAAAGCACGACUGCCUCGCCCAGACGGACAACGACCAUUUGGCCGGCACCCUAUACCCCGUAUUAUCCGCGGCGUACCGAGCGGCCAAGCCACCGGGAAAGCGCUGAUUACGAAGACAAGCGAGGACGCGGCAGCAGUAGCGGUGGCAGUGCUAGCUCUAACGCUUUCUUGGGAAGCUCAUACAUCAUCAGAUGGAGUGCACCUCAGCUGAUGGUCGUCGCUGUGCAGUACAUCUUGACUGGGCCGUACAUACCGCCUUAUGUUCCUCAGACCGCGAAUUGAGUGAGCGCUUCUUUCUCGUCGUCGUCGACGUCGUUUCAUCACUGAAUUUAAACGACAGCCGAUCGUCAACAGUCAGCAUACCAAGUCUUGUGACAACUUGGUAAUUCUAUUUUAAUGCCAAUAUUCUCUUGGAAGCCAUACGAAUUCGCCAUGUUAGUUCGGCACAUUCUCUGCUCUCAAGGAUCGUGCCACUCGUUAUGUGACGCCAAUCAUGAAUCAUCGCUUUUCGUUGUUCUACAAAGUGUAAGAGGUGAUGAGCUCGAUUUAUUCUUACAGUUUUCAUGGUGAAAUCGUGAAAAGUAGAGGAACAUUUGUAAAUUUGAUAUAGAAAACGCUUAUAUUGAUUGAAUACCUCAAGAUAUUGCUAAUUUGGUAACGAAACAUAAAAAGUUUUAUAAUACUGUGUAUCGAAAAAAACUUUGCGUACAUCGGUAUAUUUUUAUGUCAAUUUGAAGGGUGCAAGUUUGCAUCGACUGCCAAUAAAUAUACAAAAUUCCAUGAAAGUAUUUAAUUAGACUUCAGUACAAUUUUUGAAAAAAAACUUGAAAAAUAUAUUAUAACUUAAAAAAAACACGACUACUUCUAUUUAUAUUUGCCGCUUUCAAGUUUUGGAGGAUUGAUAUUCCUUACUUUUUUUACUAGAUGAAUCUUAUCGAAUUGAAAUUGAAAUGAUAGGAAACAAAUUUUAAUUAACACAAAAUAUUAUCUUAGUCUUCGGCAGUGAAUCACUUUAAUAUUGUCAUAAAUCAAACAAAAGUUAAAAAUAAUCAAGGAAACAUUUUUGUGAUAUAACUAGAAUAUUGUAUAAAUGCCAUCACUUCUUAUCUCUAUUAUAUCAAAAAUAUAAAUAACGAAACAUUUCAAUUGAAUGGUCUUGAUUAUGCUCGAUUGAUCAGUCGAUGUAUUUUUGUUUCACGGUAGUAGAGUUUAGAGUAUAUUUCUAAAGCCAAUUCAAUAGUUCUGGACAAUAUGUUUUACGGCACCAACGAGCACAUAAAUGGUUUUCAUUAAAGCAAUUAUGCGUUUGACUGCCAACUUUCCAGUCAUAACAAAGUUUCCGCAGCUUACUCGUACACCUGCAAAUUGUUAGUCGAAUUAAUUCUGCUUUCCACAGCAAAGCUUCAUCGUUUUCAUUCUUCGACGCACGUUAGUACUCACCGUGCAACGAGAUGAAUGAUAAAAAAAAAGUCAAACUCUCAAAAGUAUGCAUAGACAAUGAUGGUUUCGCAGUGAAAGCUCGUUUUGUCAUUGAAAAAGCCCGAUGAAAGUCGUUUACGUCAGGAUCGUAGUACGCAGGCAUGAAAGGCGCGCGUAGACAAGGCUCGACAAAAGCUGUGCGGCCGAUAAGAAGCUCAGCCGGCGGAAGUGUCCGUGCGUGAUGCGGAGGCACAGAGGAAGCGUUAAAUUCCGCAUCUCGCGGACAGUGAUCCCCGGAUUCCCAGUCUGCUAAUAUAGCGCGCGGAGAGAUACACGGAGAGUGGGAGGGAGGGAGAGAGAGAGAUGGCGCGCGAAUAUGAAACGACUGCACGCACGCGGCGUACGCUAGGGGGUAGUAUCGGACGGUAAUCUAUAGUGUGCCGGUGACUCGUCGUGCGAAGGGAUGCUGCAGGAUUAUGUUAAGCGACGCGUAAGCGUCCCACAGUCCGCGCCAACCGACCUGUAACAGAGAUACUGCCACGUUGACGCCGUUACGUAUAACGCGUAUACACCUAUGUGCAGUCGCAGCACUACACACGCACGCGUUUCCAGCAGCUCACGCAUGUUCAUAUUUAUAUACUGCCUACUGGAGGCCGUUUAAUGGUCAUUGCGUAUCAGUGGCCAUUCGGCGCCAUUGAAGCUUUGUGCACGGCUGCUGCUGAUGCCGUGUCCACGCAACUGGAGAGCUGCUCGUCGUCAGCGACAUUACCAUUUACAAUGCAAACGUUUCUACAAAACGUACAACUUGUUCGCGUAUCGCAGCUCCUCCCCCGAAGCCCUUGUCAACAUAAUAUAAAGUUUACGCAAAUUCGCCCCGUAAUGUAGCGGCAUCUCGGUGAGAGCAUCGCUGAAUCUGAGCUAACCCGAGGAUACUUUGUGUGUCGCGCUCGCGUGACUUGCAAGUUUUGCCUGACCCGCGCCACGUGAAUUUUAUGGAUGAUAUAUUUCGUUACGAGUCGCGCUGUAAACAUUUUCAGCUUUGCGAUAGCUUUCAUGUAUGCCAUUUUAAUUCGCGCUAUUUGCGGUUACUCCUGAUUGUAUGGAGUUAUUUUACUUGAUAAUAUUGCGCGCGCGUCCGUGUCGUGUGUUGCGCGUCGCCGCUGAAUCGAUUUACUAAUGACAUUGUAAUCUUUGAUUUUUGCAGCCGAUACAGAGAUCGUACAGAUAUUUCCGAUGCUCAGUUGCGGCUAUUCGAGUUAAUUUGUUUUUUCACUUUUGCGCAGCAAUUGGUGUAGUCUGUGCCAUUUCGAAACGCCCAAUAACGUAUAUCGUCCAGCUGUACGAAAGUACGUAAAUUUACAAUAGCGUACGUGUCUGAAGGCGUUUAAAAACAUCGAAGCAAGCGUUUACGCGAGGAUUAUUUUCCAAAAGAUCUAGACUUCUUACUAUUUAUGAGCUAUUACGCAAUGCGACUUGGUCUAUUUGGGAGCGUCGCUCGCGCUUCUUCUCUCAGCCCAACAACCAAGUCAAUUUUACGAGCAGCAUUACCCGUCCGCCCACAACGUAAUAAAGUGUCGCUUCGUUCUACAAUAGCACGCCAAAACAUAGACGUACCGGAGUAUCAUGCAUCACAUUUUUUUCCAGAUAAACGGAGGAAAAUAUUUUUUCCUGGUAUUUAAUACUUGCUUGUCUGAAAAUUUGCCAAAAUGCUCUCGAGGCAAUUUGAACUAAUCAUGCGAACGAACGAUAAAAAAAAGGACAAAUUGAUAAAAUAAUUGAGGGGUAUCAGUUCUCCGAAUAUGACACGGCAGAUGAGUAUUAGAGCUUCAGAGGAUGAUGCAUUAGCCUAAACUCGUUAACGAAGCAUCUGCAUUGGCUUAUGUCAAUGUGAAUUUGAGCCAAACGACGCUUAAUGUAGUCCCAUCGAACAAAGAUCUAUCCUGCGCUCCACGCGCUACUGCAAGCGUUUCAGGCUUAAGUUAAGCUCGAACACGUAGCACUCUUGGGCGCAUGAGCAUGGCCCAAGAGCACCAACGAAAGUACAGAAAUAUCUAAAUAUACUCACAUACGCACUUAUACAUUUGACUCCGAGUUAAUGUACAUCACAUGUCACUCGUGAAACAUAAACUCAUCCCCUUGCCGUGUACGUUAAGAGUGCUCAUCUUUUUUCUUUCUUCGACUUUAACGCUAGCUGCUUUUUCUUUACUUUUCACUCCAACACACUUUUAUUACUCUUUGUUAUGCUAGGUUACUGCUGCUCUUGUCCGGGGAACAGUCAUAACAACAAAUACGCAACAAUCGCUGUAACCUUUUUUAAUGAGUAAAUUUCUCGCGACAAAUCCGAAAAAUUCCCUAUUCUCAUGACUCUGCAUUUGAAAAUUCACGCAAAAAGUAAAUUAAUACCACUAUCAUAAGUAUAAGUUGCUAUGGGCAGAACAAGAAAAACGCUUACACUGCGCGAACAUGAAAUGACGAGCGCAUGGGUUUUCCCUACAGUUGUGCUUAGUUUGUAUUUAAAGUUAAAUAUAGUACCCUCAGGAUGACCUCCGACUUCAAACGAGUAGAAAAAAAUUUUUAGUAUUAGCUUAAUCAUAAUAUUCCAUUUGACCUAACAUCUAUCAAUUUUGUAGUAACAGAAAAAACAAUUCUGUACCUUCUCACUUUCAGAUAAAUUUAUUUUCAUUUUUUUUUUCAUUGCUUUCAAUAUGCAUGCAGUAGGUAAAAUUCAAAUUUUGCUAGUUCAAAGUAAACUGUGGAAUUGUUCAUGUGCGAUAAGAGCAAACUAUAUUAGCCGGAUCGAGACAUCAAACGGACUAGGGUGCAAAAAGGUCUUGGUCCUGGAUUUGCUAAUAAGUUAGACUGUUGCAUCUGGCAUCUAGUAAGCUAGCGCACAGCAAUGAUUCCGAAUGAGAGUUAGCGAAAUUUUCGUGGGAGACCAGUAAAAUCCACUUGCGCACAUGGACGACAGACGCGCGCACCAACGUCAAUUUCGUUGGCCGCAAAAGCUCGACCAAGCGCUUUGACAGUCAAACUAACUAACUUCUCGUGGUCGCGAACGCGACUGUCGAAGAAAAAGAGCGAAAGACAAAGUCUUUACCCCCAUUCCCUAUUUAGUGAAAGUGCUAAAUAAGCAGACACUGCGUUAGUUCUGACUCCCUCAACCUUUCUGCCUAUAUACACCCAUACAUAUGCGCAAGAAUUAAUUCACGCACGAGUUCAACUUACUCACUUCUCGUUCUCUCUUCUUCUCUUCGCCGCAGAAACAGAAUCUAUCUUGCCUCUUCGUUCUUUUUCGUUAUUGAGUUAAAGAGUUACACCUUCAAAUGAACCUACUUCCGCGCAGAUCCAUUAAAGUUGGUGCCAAGCCUUUUAGAUGAAGCAUACACGCGAUUUUAUUUAACACGAGUUUAACGCGAUAGAACUUUUAAUGUUUAAUUUGAUUCACAUCUGUCAUGUAUCUCAUUUUUUGCAAGAUUUUUUCACCUGUUGCGUAUGGAAACGCAUCAGAUCUUUUAAUAACUGAAUUUUAGGCAAGCAAUUUUUUUGCAUUUAAUACUCUCCAAGGAAAAAAAGUAAUAAAUUGUGACACGUAUGAAAAAAAAACAAAAACGUGUUCAAACGCUGAAUAAGUCAUAUCUGAUGGUAUUCAAUGAAAGCACAUGGUUAUAUUAGCUUAGAUUGAAAUCUAAAAAAUUAUGACAUUUGAAAUGUUUCGUCGUAUUUGACAGACAGUAACAUAAAAACGAUUGAAAGUAUUAUCGCUUACUUUGAAAUGCUAUAUGUUAAAACAGAUGAUGCUUAUAAUUAAUAAAUUAUAGAAAAAAUAAUUGGAAAAAUAAUUUUAUAAAAUAAGUUCUUGGUGCUUGAAAUCUGAUUGCAAAAUAAAAUAUACCAUUUGAAUUUAUGCUUUUAUGUUGAGAUUGUAUUAAUAUAUUUAUGCUUAAAAUAAUUGUAAAUAGAAUUGUGUAUAAAUUAAUCAUAGUUAUGUGUACAAAUAUACAAAAUAAAAAUUAUCUUAUCAGUUUUCGCCGGUUAAAAAGUGUAAUCAUACUAAGGUAAUAUUACGAACUAUACCGAUAAAAUAAUAACUAUCUAUAAGCGUGGUAUAAUAUUGCGUUUUAAUUGUGUGCAAGAAAAAGUUUUUUCGGUGAAAAUUUAUUUUAUUUUAGUGACAUGUGAUGUAAAUAUUUUCAAAUAGUAAAAAGUGCCAAAUUAUAUACAACUUUGCAAUAUUUCAUGUUAUUUGUACAUUUUAGCACGAAAAUCACUAUAUGAUUUAAAAAAAUGGUUGAACAUUAAAAAUGUAUGAAUGUAAUUUUCUUGUUACUCGAGUCUUAUUUUUAACGUAUCUUAGUUAUUAUUGUAAUGCAAUAAACUGUAAUCACAUGAUAGAAUAAGGAAUUAGUCAGCAAUUUAAAAAAAAUCAUCCGGCAUUGUGUACGUCCAGUAUUUGUUUAGAACAUAUAAUUAAUAAUCAAAUAAAAUACCAUUUUGUUGCGAGUACAUAAUUCAUAUUUUAUCCUGUAAAUAAAAUAAUGUGAAUAUAUUUAUAUAAGUAAUUGCUAAGCUUGCGAAAAAUAAUGAAUAUUGUUGAGAGCGACAGGAGUAUUCCAUAUGAAAUAUCACCUUGUGCUUAAGUAUGUAUAUUCUUAUCAAUAGAUAUCAAAUCGAAUAGUAAGUCAGUGUCCCUAAAUCAGAAUCAUUACAAUAAAAAUAGAAAAUCAACAAGUGGGUAGUUUUCUAUGUUAGUUUUCACAUUUCCCACUACAGGAACAUUCAAUUAAUUGUAUUGUAAAAGCACUGUACCUCGCUCGUUUAUGAUUACUUGGAUUUUCACACAUAAAACAACAUACUUGCAUCAAUGAAGAUUUGUUUUUUCCAUCAUCUGUUAUUUUUCAUAAUGUAAGACAUAAAAAAUUAAUGUAAGAAUAAAUAUUUUGUUUUUUAUUUGUAAAAUAACUUCUAAAAAUGAUCAAAAGUACGAGUAAAGAGGGAUUUUGUGUACUCUCAAAAAAAUUUGCCAGACAUUUUGUGAUA